Molecule: messenger RNA, 1624 nt
Organism: Melitaea cinxia (Glanville fritillary)
Lineage: Eukaryota; Metazoa; Arthropoda; Insecta; Lepidoptera; Nymphalidae
Product: CDK5RAP3-like protein
Exons: 8
Coding region: 115-1497 (460 amino acids)
Biological process (GO): regulation of mitotic cell cycle; regulation of cyclin-dependent protein serine/threonine kinase activity
Cellular component (GO): endomembrane system
Source: RefSeq, a predicted model, not a curated record
GAUAUAAAUAUAGGUAAGCUUCAAGAUUGGUUAGUGAGUCGGCGACAUGUAAACAAGGAAUGGCAGAAAAGUAUCAUAGCUGUUCGAGAGAAGAUAAAUAAUGCCAUUCAAGACAUGCCAGCACACGAAGACAUAGCUGCUUUACUAUCAGGCAGCUACAUUAAUUACUUUCACUGUCUAAAAAUCAUUGAAAUCCUGAAAGAAACAGAAGCGGACACAAAGAAUUUGUUUGGUAGAUAUGGUUCUCAAAGAAUGAAGGAUUGGCAGGAUGUUGUGAGGAGUUAUGAAAAAGAAAACUUAUAUCUCGCUGAAGCCGCACAAAUGUUGGUCAGAAAUAUUAAUUACGAAAUUCCUGGCUUAAAAAAGCAGAUUGCAAAAGAAGAACAGUUGCAAACAGAGUGUGAAAAAAAACAUGUAGACUAUUUAAAAAAUGAAGCGUCGAGUAAAACAGAAUUUUUAACUCUUUGUAAACAGCUUGGUAUUAAGGGUGAUAAAAUAAAGAGAGAACUCGUGGAACGGUUAAAAGGAUUGCCUGAAAUAUAUGACAAGAUAGGUAAAUCACUCAAGCCCCUACAACCUGCUAUAGAAUUAUAUUCAGCGUUUACUAAGUAUAUACUCGGGGAGCAGGCUUCGGAAGUAUUACCACUUCUGAAGUAUGUUGUCGAACAUGGGAAUACUACGGUGUAUGAGUGGAGUUAUGGCGAGCCACCAUUGAGUGUUGAGCCUGACCCUGUGCAUAUAGAAUUAGAAGAUAAGGACCAAGCUGGUGGUGAUCAGAUCGAUUUUGGAGACAAUGCAAUAGAUUUUGGUGGGGAAACACCAUCAGGUGAAAUAGAUUUUGGUGAUGGGGAUGCAGGAGGCGAGAUAGACUGGGGUAACAUUGAUGUGGCGCCUCCAGAUGUUGAUGUGUCAGCGGAUGUUGCAGCGAUAUCUCUUGCUGAAUCCGGUAUCGUGGUAGAGGAGCAGGGGGUGGGAGGUGGUGUGGCGCGGGGGAGGGAAGCCUUGAGCCUCCUAGAUAACACCACCACAAGGAACCAGUUUAUUGACCAGCUUGUUGAGCUAGAAUCAUUCUUGAAGAUGCGACUCUACGAAACGAACGCGGCUAACGAAAGCCAGACAUUCUCUCUCAUAGAGCAAUUGCCGACAGAGAGUGAGAGCGCUCUCGCCGCCAUGUUGUCUGCCGUACAAAGUGCUUCUUCAGCCAUUACUGCUACUGAAAUAACGCAUUUACAUAAUGUUAAGCAUUCACCUAGAUACGUGGACGUACUAACAGCACAGUUGCAGCAAAAACUGGCGUUGUGUGACAAGCUGGCAACACUGGCUGCUCGGGAGAAAGACCGGCAAGCAGUUGCCAGCCAACGAGCUGAUCAACUGAGACCGCUGUUAGCCAGGAUCAUCGCCCGAACUAAGGAACUACAGGAUGACAUUCAAAGUGAGAUCUCAAAGAAAUACAAGGGAAGGCCAGUGAACAUAAUCGGCGGCGUCAAGUUUUUGUAAUAUGAAAAAUGAAAGUGGUCAGUGAAAAUAUAUGAUGGAGCUGUAUAUUUUUUUAUGGAUGUGAAAUUGUUGUAUAAAGGAAUUUUAUUAAAUGAUUAUUUAAUAAAGCCUUUUAGUGCCUUAAUGA